This is a messenger RNA of Botrytis cinerea B05.10, 445 nucleotides long. RefSeq lists its product as hypothetical. NCBI's taxonomy places the organism in Eukaryota, Fungi, Ascomycota, Leotiomycetes, Helotiales, Sclerotiniaceae. The transcript has 2 exons. Bases 74 to 391 code for a protein of 105 amino acids. The record is from RefSeq and is a predicted model, not a curated record.
GAGAUCAGAAACGUCUCGGUCUAUACCUAUUGUUCCAUAUCCACCAUAUCCAAAGCAUACUGAUAUAGUCAAGAUGACUCCACUAAGCAAUAUCAUUGUCGUUUCUGCACUUACAGAGGACCUGAAAUGUGGCCAGUAUGCAAUAGAGUGUACAGAACAAUGUGAUGUCCUGGUGGAAAAUGCUACCAAGACCAAGUUCUGGUUUGACUCGAAGUCGCUCUCCGACGAAGUAAUUCGACGGAUUAGCAGUGUCCGGCUCAUCACUGAAUCCCACGACCAAGGACAUGUGGAUACCCCUUAUGGUGGUAAUUGGACAUGGUUUGAGCUCCGCAUCCGCAGAGGCAGCACCAGUGGUAGUCAGGAAGGGGGGAAGAAUCUUUAUGAAGACUGAAUAUAGGGUUAAGGUUAGGCUAAUAUUUCAUGAAAACAAAUUUACUUUUUUAUA